Molecule: messenger RNA, 2719 nt
Organism: Fragaria vesca subsp. vesca
Lineage: Eukaryota; Viridiplantae; Streptophyta; Magnoliopsida; Rosales; Rosaceae
Exons: 14
Coding region: 79-2442 (787 amino acids)
Biological process (GO): positive regulation of ERAD pathway
Molecular function (GO): ubiquitin protein ligase activity
Source: RefSeq, a predicted model, not a curated record
GGAGGACCGCGGGAGUGGUGAGGAAGCGACGGCGGUGCAGGAUGGAGGAGGGGUGGGGGGUUGGAUAGUCAGGCUGGGAUGGAUGAGAGAGUGCCCUUGGUGCCUCCGUCGGCGCCGGAGAAUGAGGCCGGGGAGGGUGGGAAUGCGGUGGAGGAGAAUUCGAGGGAUUCGGCUUACCAGAGAUAUGAUAUUCAACAGGUGGCCAGGUGGAUUGAGCAGGUUCUUCCGUUUUCGCUGCUCUUACUCGUUGUGUUCAUCCGUCAGCAUUUGCAAGGUUUCUUUGUCACUAUAUGGAUAUCAGCUGUCAUGUAUAGGUCGAAUGAUAUUGUCAGGAAGCAGACGGCUCUAAAGGGAGACAGGAAAAUCUCCUUUCUUGUGGCCAUUGCUGGUGCUUUUAUGCUUCAUGUGGUUGGUGUUUACUGGUGGUAUCGAAAUGAUGAUCUUUUAUAUCCGCUGGCAAUGCUUCCUCCCAAAGCCAUACCACCAUUCUGGCAUGCAAUAUUCAUCAUUUUGGUAAAUGAUACUUUGGUGAGACAGGCAACGAUGGCUUUCAAGUGUUUGUUACUUGUAUACUACAAGAAUGGAAGAGGGCAUAACUAUCGUCGACAAGGUCAAAUGUUAACUGUAGUUGAGUAUUCGCUGCUGCUGUACCGUGCCUUAUUACCAGCACCUGUUUGGUACAGAUUCUUCCUGAACAAAGAAUACGGAAGCCUCUUUUCAUCACUUAUUACAGGACUAUACUUGACUUUUAAGUUAACAUCUGUUGUUGAGAAGGUCCAAUCCUUUUUUGCUUCUAUAAGGGCAUUAUCACGAAAAGAUAUCCAUUAUGGGUCCCACGCAACAUUGGAGCAGGUAAAUGCAGCAGGAGACCUUUGUGCCAUCUGCCAGGAGAAGAUGCAUGCUCCAAUCCUAUUGCGAUGUAAACACAUCUUCUGUGAGGACUGUGUCUCCGAAUGGUUUGAGAGAGAAAGAACUUGCCCUCUAUGCCGGGCAGUGGUAAAACCUGCAGAUCUGCGAACGUUUGGGGAUGGGUCAACAAGUUUAUUUUUCCAGUUUCAGAAGGGAAUCGAAGGAACUCGAGUGGUGCAGGUGCAUGGUGGGUUUCAAUUGAUUACUGGCUUUACUUCAAGGUUUAAAUUAUUGGCGCUACAGUGCUUGCUUAUACCUGUGCCUGCCUCCGUAAUGAGUUCAACAGUUUCGACACCACGAGGGAUACUGUCACCCACAAGGCUUGGCUCGUACGGAUCGCCUGAUGCUGGGUCGUCUGUUUCUUUUACCCCGCUUGAACCGGACUUCAAUGAUGGUGACGAAACUGAUUUGCACUCUGUGUCCUGGAAUCAGGACUAUGGUUGCUUUGCGGCAGGCACAAGUAAUGGUUUUCGUAUCUAUAACUGUGAGCCUUUCAAGGAGACUUUUAGACGAGACUUGAAAAGUGGUGGGUUCAGAAUUGUUGAGAUGCUGUUCAGAUGCAACAUUCUCGUACUUGUUGGUGGUGUAGACAAUUCCCAAUAUCCACCCAACAAAGUUAUGAUAUGGGAUGAUCAUCAGAGCCGAUGUAUUGGAGAGUUUUCAUUCAGGUCUGAGAUUCGUGCAGUAAAGUUAAGACGUGAUCGCAUAGUUGUGGUUCUUGAGCACAAGAUAUAUAUUUACAGCUUCAGGGAUCUAAAGCUGCUGCAUCAGAUAGAAACUUUAUCAAAUCCCAGGGGAUUGUGUUGCCUUUCACACCAUCAAAAUACAUCUGUGCUGGCUUGCCCAGGCCUUCAACGGGGACAAGUUCGAAUUGAACAUUUUGGGCUGAUUAUGACAAAGAUAAUCAAUGCUCAUGAUUCUCAUAUUGCAUGCUUCACCUUAACAAUGGAUGGGCUGCUUCUUGCAACUUCUAGUACCAAGGGUACUUUGAUAAGAAUCUUCAACACGAUGGAUGGGACUCGCUUACAAGAGGUACGCAGAGGAGUGGACAGAGCAGACAUCUAUAGUAUUGCUCUAUCACCAAAUGUUCAGUGGUUGGCAGUAUCAAGCGACAAAGGUACUGUGCAUAUAUUCAGCCUCAGAGUUAGAGGAGUUGGGAUGAAUUUAUCUACUCAUUCGAAUGCUUCUCAAGGGCCAGCACUUUUUCAACAGAAUUCUUCAAAUUCCCUAGAGCCUCUUAUAUCUCCAAACACUGGAGCCAAUUCUAGUUCAUCAUUGUCAUUCAUGAAAGGGGUUUUACCUAAAUACUUCAGCUCAGAGUGGUCUUUUGCUCAGUUCCGCUUGCCAGAAGACACACAAUUCAUUACUGCAUUUGGUUCUCAAAACACUCUUAUCAUUGUUGGCCUGGAUGGGAGCUUCUACAGGUGCAGUUUCGAUCCAGUGAAUGGAGGUGAGAUGUUGCAACAGGAAUAUGUACGGUUUCUCAAAAUAGACAGUAGACCGGGGUUAUCUUGUGGCAACACAUCCUUCUGAUCUUGUGUCAUAGUGAUUUAUCAGUUGAAUGUAAAUAUUUGGUUAGUAUUAUCUUGUUUCAUUUUACUGUAUAUCUUGCAAAAUAAUGCCGAUGUUUGUAGCUGUCAUAGUGGCAAAUAUCGUUUGAAAUUCAAAUCAGGCUAAAGACAUUGCUGUUGCAUUGAUAGAAAUGAGAAGUAGAACUUCUUUGCUGGAGUUUUAGCUCCGGUGGAAGUAAGCGGAUCAUGAGAUCUGAGUUCAAUAAGAGUGAAACCACUUUACUUAUUUACGCACUCUU